GAUAUAUAUAAAAAGACACGUAAUAUAUUUCUAUUUUCAAAUAAUGUAAGGUUUUAGUCUUAAUAAAAUUUUAAUUUUAAAUUUCUUUAGAGUUUCUGUAUAAAUUUGUUAAAAAAUGAUUUUCUUUACUUUUUUAACAUUUAUAGUGUUUAAUCUGUCAUCUGUAAGUACGUGCGUCAAAGAACGUCAUUGUAAUUUUUCAAGAUACAUGUUGAAUUAUUUCACUCAUAACAAACAAUAUUUGUUACACAUUAAUGAAACUCUAGACAAAAUUUCUGAAGAAGAUUUAAAAAAAUACGGAGAAGCAAUUCAGACUCACGGUGAAAUCGUAUUAUUGAUGAUUCAAGAAUUAUAUUAUUUGAAAUGUGAUUAUUUACCUAGAGAUUUGAUGGCAGUGAACUUGUAUUUAAAUAACGUAUCAGGAUCAGUCAGUAUAAUUAGUAGAAAAAUAUCUGUUAAAAAUACAAAAGAAAAUAAGAAAUUACAAUUACUGAAAGGAUAUCAGAUGAUUCAUGAACAUAUUUCCAAUCAGUUAUCUAAAUAUAUUAAUACUUGGUGUGCUGAUGAAGUUGUUUCACUAUUUGUAGACUAUCCAAAAAUUAAUGAUGAACAUAGUGAACUAAAUAUAGAAAAAUUGGUUUUCGUAACAAAGGAUCUUAGGAAUAAAAUCAUGAAAGAAUUAAAUACUGACUUAUGUACAGAUUCCUUUACACAAUUGUUUAGUCCAAAAAAUGUUAUAUAUUAUGAUUUAUUAACCCACCAAUCUAUUGAAAAUGAAAAGAAUUUUAUGAAUGGUUCUCAAAGAAGACAAAUUAAAGCAGACAUAAAAAAUGAUUACUUAGAUCUUCUCCGUUUUACUCCAUUAAAUAUACAAUGUGCAGACGGUAGUGAUAUUACAUUAUCAGAUGUAUUCCGAUUUAUAAAAUUCAAUUUUAAUCAUCGUCAUGUAUAUUUAUUUCAAACACUAGUUAGUACAUCUCUUUUUUACCCUGUUUUCGUAUUAUUAGGUAAAUUUGCUAACCUUAUUUUAAGUCUUUCAACCUCUGAUUUAAAUGCAAGCUAUUACAAUAAAAAUAUUUGUCGACAUAUUAUAUUGUUAACCCGAACGGUAAUAGAAUCUCUGAAUAAAAUAAAUGAUCUCAAUAUUUUUAAUGAUUUAUCUUACAAAUUUGUUUUCAAAAUUGUAAAUAGAUUAAAACAUUUUUUGAAUAGUGCGUAUCAUUGGCCAAUUAUAAAUGAGAAUUAUAAUAUAAUAUUCAAUAUUCAUGAAACUUUAAAAAAUACGUUAAUAAAUAAAGGUAUUAGGUAUGAAAUAGAACCAACUAUUACAAUAACACAAGAUAAUUUCUAUGGUAACUACAAAAUUGUUUUUAAAUACAGUAUGCAAGUGAAAAACUAUAUUGUACAACUAAAAAAACAUAAUAACUUGAUUAUUUCACAAAAUAGUUUGCAUAAAAAAAUGAAGCACAGCAAUUAUACACAUAAAAAAGAUGUUUUAACCGAUAAUGUUGUUGAAAAUUUAUGCAAAGAUGAUUUUUAUAAAACUUUUAAUAGAACAUAUGAUUUGGACGAAAUUGAAGAUGACUUGGUAAAUGAUGUUCAGUUUGCAGAUCUUGGAUUUGUAAAAAUUGAAACAUCCCUAUCUAGUAUUCAAAACGAAGCAAGUAUUGAUAGUAAUGAGACCAAAUUAGAAAUUGAAACAACGGAUUCGUCAAAAUAUAGUCCAUGUUACACAUAUGAUUAUAUAAUGUAUAAAUAGUUUCUACAAAUAUAAAUAAUGGAUAAUAGAUUUAACAAGUUGAACAUUUAAUUUACAUUAAAAUAAUAAUACUCAUAAUUUUAUUAUACUUAUUAGGGUGGUCCUUAUUUUUCGACUUAGGAAAUUCAUUGGUCUCACCCCCCAAAUUUGAUUAUAUACAUGUGAAAACGAACCAAAAAAAAUACCAAAUUAAAAAUACACAGCUGAAAAAAAAUUGCAAUAAUCCAUUGUACAUAUCAAUCUCAACCGAUAUACAGAGUAGAGAAACUUACCGAGAUAUUUUUUAGUAUUUAAUUUUUGUCUUGAUGAUUGUUGUUCUGCAUCAUUUUAAAGCGUCAUCGUCGGGACACAGUAUCAAUAAUUAAUUAAUUUUAUAAUAAUAUUAAUAAAUUGAAUAAAUUGAUCAAUUAAUGUAUACUGUUAUAUUUAACUUAAAAUACAGUUUACUAUUAUUCUUUGUU
Messenger RNA from Daktulosphaira vitifoliae (grape phylloxera), 2220 nucleotides. RefSeq lists its product as uncharacterized. NCBI's taxonomy places the organism in Eukaryota, Metazoa, Arthropoda, Insecta, Hemiptera, Phylloxeridae. Bases 116 to 1759 code for a protein of 547 amino acids. The transcript has 2 exons. The record is from RefSeq and is a predicted model, not a curated record.